This is a messenger RNA of Coniophora puteana RWD-64-598 SS2, 279 nucleotides long. RefSeq lists its product as uncharacterized. Bases 1 to 279 code for a protein of 92 amino acids. The record is from RefSeq and is a predicted model, not a curated record. The transcript has 4 exons. Lineage: Eukaryota; Fungi; Basidiomycota; Agaricomycetes; Boletales; Coniophoraceae.
AUGCCACCAUCCGAAGAGCAGCAGCAGCACAAGGAAGCCGAGGCGGCGCUCAAUGCUUUUGUCGACAAAGACCUGAACGCGCGGUACACGUUCGACGGCGAGCGCGGGCAGCCGCAGUCCGAGAUAUGCCGCGAGAGCAGGAACCAGCGCGAGUGCAUCGCGCUGCAAAUGUACUCGACCAAGAUGUUCGAGGUUAUGCAGAAACGUGGCUUCUACUGUGCGCUGCCGAUGGACCCGAACCGGACACACAUGGUGUGCACAAAGAUACCGGACUCAUAG